This is a messenger RNA of Chelmon rostratus (copperband butterflyfish), 2968 nucleotides long. It is a transcript of the gene tmx1, whose product is annotated as thioredoxin-related transmembrane protein 1. The record is from RefSeq and is a predicted model, not a curated record. Lineage: Eukaryota; Metazoa; Chordata; Actinopteri; Chaetodontiformes; Chaetodontidae. Bases 13 to 954 code for a protein of 313 amino acids. The transcript has 8 exons.
GGUCCGACAGACAUGGCGUGUUCGCGAACAGGCGGCACCGCAGGCUCAACAAUGUUUUCUCUAACACGGCAAACAAAGCUCCGCCCGUGGAUAUGCUGUUUAUUUAUGGUGAUGUCUUUGACAUCGCUGCCAGUCUCGGCAAAGCGGGACAGCCUCAAAGAAGUGACCGACGGGAACUGGGAGGAAAUCAUGACAGGAGAAUGGAUGAUUGAAUUCUACGCACCAUGGUGCCCAGCAUGCCAGCAGCUCCAGCCGGUGUGGAAGGAGUUUGCGGACUGGGGGGAGGACAUGGGGGUCAACAUAGCCAAGGUGGACGUGACAGAUCAACCCGGGCUGAGUGGGCGAUUCAUCAUCACCUCACUUCCUACUAUUUACCACUGCAAAGAUGGCAUCUUCCGGAAGUACCAGGGAGCUCGCACUAAAGACGACUUCCUCAGCUUUGUUGAUGAGCAGAAAUGGAAAGCAGUAGAGCCAAUUUCCUCCUGGUUUGCGCCAUCUUCGUUUCUAAUGAAUUCAAUGUCUGCUUUGUUCAAGCUCUCCAUGUUUAUCCGGCGUUGUCAUAACUACAUGACAGAGCAGCUGGGGAUUCCUGUUUGGGGUUCCUAUGUUAUCUUUGGCUUGGCCACUCUGUUCUCUGGCCUCGCAUUGGGACUGUUACUGGUGUUCAUCGCAGAUUUUGUCUUCCCCUCACGAAGAUUUUCUUCUCCGGAUUACUACCAGAAAAAACAGUCAAUGCAGCAGGCGAGGUUACUCCAACGACAAGAGGACGAACAUGAGGCCGAUGGCGAGGAAGAUGACGAUGAAGAGGAAGAAGAGCAGGAUGAUGUCUGGAGGAGGAGGAGAGGGUCCCCAGAGGGCCGCCCAGAACCUAAGGGACAGGGUUUCUCUGAUGAAGCUCUGAGGAAGAGGGUGGUGGGCAACCGUGAGGAGGAGGAAGAUGAGGAGGACACCUAGAGAGUCACAUGGCCGUUACUCCUUUGAGUAGAGCACCAUGGAGUCAGCGGAGUCGGAGGAGCCUCGAUCCUGAGCAGCAAUGUUUACAGCAGGGAGCCCUAAAUCCCCCCCUCACCUCCCCUCCUCCUCCUCCUUGCUUCUUUUCUUCUCCUUCCCUUGUUUCUAACGGGAGCGCUUUAAGACUCUCACCACUGCUCUCGCUGCCUGAGCAGCAGGCUUCACCUGGAAAAAGCAAAAGUCCUCCUGACACCUGUUUUCACUUGUGGAAGCAUCUCGCCUGGCUGAGGUUUGGGUAGGAAGUGCAGUAAAGAUGGGUUUGGCAAUGUUGUUUAUGCUAUGCAUCGUUUUUUAAAGAAUUGUUUGUUAUUAUGUCUUUAUCUCCAAUUUGUUGUACCAGGCUUGGGUUUUAGGUUUAUUUUGUUGAAUUUUACUAUUCAGCUAAUGUUUAUCUACAGUAUUUUUUGUAUGUAUGUUUUACAAACCCAGACAUUUCAUGUCAACAUAACAAUGUUCACAAAUAACGGAGAAAAGAGUGAAAAGAAAUGUCCAUGAAAUGUUCCAGCUGAAACCCUUAAGAUGACACCAGUGGUUACCAUGGUAACAUCAAGUGCAGCUUAAUACUACAGCGAACACUCGUGGGGCCGAUACUUAGUCAGAAACUAAGUGAAGUAGGUUACCUUGCUGAAGAGCAGGAGGUGUGCAGCCUCUGCCCGCAGCUCUUCCUCCUCUUCCAGUACUCCCCUGCAAAAAUCCAUGAACAAAUGCUGAGAAUGACAAACGCUGUCAGUGCUAACCUUGGUGACAGAUACAUUGCUUCACAAUUAUAUCCACCCCGAGUCGCCAGUUGAAUGCUUUUAGUGUGAAGCAGGAGCAAAUAUUUUGUGUGAAUUAGAAGUAAUUUAACACUCUGCUACAGCGUUAGCAGAGGGAACAGUAAACACAGAGGCUGAUAUCAGUGAGAUAAAAUUAAAAACAGUAACUCUGGAUUACGUGCAUGUUUCCUGAGAAUCCUUCGUGCGUGUGAAGGUAGUUUAAAUCCAGUGCAGGAAUGGCGGACUCCGUCACCACUACAGGUACAUGCAGAAAACGAGAUCCUGCUCGGUAGAUGCUGAUUUAAAAAAGGAACAGUUUUCAUUUCAAAUAAAAUGCCUUGUUAAUGUUGUCCUGAAGAUACUUUACGUCCCCAUAAUGUGUCACACAAUCAAUGUGAGGUUUUAUUUUUUGUUCCUAAUGUUUAAUGAUUUUCUUAAUAUUAAAGAAUGUUCACUUUAAGAACCCAGAUGUGUUGUGGACCUGGCAGUAGGUCUGCAGUUCAAUAUGUGCAUGCUGUAUUAAAUUCAAAGAGAGGAACAAGUUAGGGACUCAAGCCCCUUUUUUAUAAGUGGUUAUACACAGAGAGAAGUCUGGCAUAUCCGUCCUAACGCUGCUCUGCGGAACAGCAAGAGGACCUGAAUGAAGCCGUCUGCUCGACAAAGGGAGGCAUAAUUCAUCCUGCUGUAAUCUUCUUUUAACUGCUUUUAACUGGACAUUUACCCUGUAGCCGUUUUCCAUUUUAGGCUCAGAAAGUCAAAUUAAACCACAGUUUCUGGUCUGAAUUUAUGUAGAGAAGUGCCGUUUUGUGUUCAUUGGUUUCUCAUUGAAAUCACAAACACAGUGGCACUUCUGCUGUGGGCAUCUUUUUGGAAUACGUAUGCCACUCGAAGCUCAGCCUGUAUCCAUUUCAGUCUUUUACAGCAAAAAGGUGUGUGCAUGCGUGCGUGCGUGUUUAAAUGACCAAUGUUUUAAAUACACUUUUCACCAUUUCACUCUCUUGGUGUGAUGAGGUUUAUGAUGACUGCUGUUUAUUUUUAUCCUGCUUUCUAUUCCAAAAAGCUCAACUGCUCAUUUCUGUGAUGGUUGAAACAGGUUGUUUUUUUACCCGACCACUAUAAACAGCUUGUAGCAUUUACGCAUUACUCUGAGCCGCCUGUGCUCCUUCAUCGUUUGAACAUUUCUUUAAAUAAAGGGUUAACUC